UUAGCAACAAGAGAUAAUUCUUAUAUUGAUAUUCAAUCAUUAUUAUUUAAUUGUGAUUUUCCUCUUAUGACAUAAAACAUUGAGAAAAAUAACGUUUGUUAAUUCAUUUUAUGUACAUGUAUCAAGAUGAAAAUCUAUGGUCUAUUUUAUGAAAGAGAAGUAGAGAUAAAUAUGUAGAGAAUUCACAGAAGAGCUGACAAAAUGAAAGUUGUGGUAGACUUGAGAUAUGUAAGCAAGGUAGGAGAAAAAAUGAGUUCGCUCCUGAACCCUUGCUUCUGCUCCGUCUUUUAGUAUUCUUCAAUCGUCAUUGCGAUCAAGUGUCUGCUUUGAUACUGUUUGAAACAUGCCUCUCAUCUCUGACCCAAUCCUGGAAAUAUGCGUGGAUUGUUAUGAAUCCAUAAAGAAUGCAACCGAAGGGGGUGCAAAUCGUUUGGAAUUGUGUAGCGCACUGUCCGAAGAUGGUCUCACUCCAAGUUUUGGUUUGGCCAAAUUAGCCAUGGAGGUUUCAUCCGUUCCAGUGUUUGCCAUGAUUCGAAUCAGAAGUGGUGAUUUUGUUUACAUGUCUCAAGAAAUAGACUCAAUGGUAGAGGACGUGUUGGAGCUCAAGAAGCUCGGAAUCGCUGGUUUUGUUUUCGGCGCUUUAGACGAUCAAAAUAACAUCGACGCAUCAGCCUGCAAAAAAAUAAUCGAAGCGGCGAAUCCACGUCCGGUGACGUUUCAUCGGGCUUUCGACCAAGUUGCGAAUCCACUCGCAGCGUUGGAGCAAAUACGCCAACUCGGCUUCAAACGGAUCCUCACAUCCGGCCAGAAGCGAUCCGCCCUCGAAGGAACGAGGCUCUUAGCCGAGCUCGUUGAGAAAGCAGCCGACGAUAUAAUAAUCGUUCCGGGGGCUGGUAUCAAUGAGCAUAAUAUUGGCCAAAUAAGAGACGAAACCGCAGCCAGAGAGUUUCAUGGUUCGGCCAAGAAGUCGACUAAUUGCCCGAAAGGAAUAACCAUUACCGAUAAAGAUACGGUCCAACGUAUGGUCAAAAUAUUAAAUAAAUAAUACUAUUGUGUACAAUUUAAUAAAUUUUUUUUGU
Trichogramma pretiosum is the source of this 1079-nucleotide messenger RNA. Its product is annotated as copper homeostasis protein cutC homolog. The transcript is spliced from 3 exons. Lineage: Eukaryota; Metazoa; Arthropoda; Insecta; Hymenoptera; Trichogrammatidae. Gene Ontology annotation, molecular function: copper ion binding. Bases 344 to 1045 code for a protein of 233 amino acids. The record is from RefSeq and is a predicted model, not a curated record.